Messenger RNA from Megalobrama amblycephala (Wuchang bream), 1677 nucleotides. RefSeq lists its product as uncharacterized. Lineage: Eukaryota; Metazoa; Chordata; Actinopteri; Cypriniformes; Xenocyprididae. The transcript is spliced from 8 exons. Bases 1 to 1677 code for a protein of 558 amino acids. The record is from RefSeq and is a predicted model, not a curated record.
AUGGAGGAAAGUGAUGGAACUCAUGUGGGUGAAAUCACUUACCCACCAAAGGAUGCUCCAACAAUACAAGGCAUGGUACAAUACAUCUUAAUGAACAAGAAGAUACCUUCUACUAUUCCCAACCAUUUGAGACUUUCUUCGGUGGAUAAGGAAUUUCCACGACACCUAAUUCCUGAGGAGACAUUGUGCUACCACUGCCCAAACCGCAUGGUCCUCAGUGACCCGAUCUGCAUUACUCAAAAGGCUAAAAUUCUUACAACCACAGGAAUUGUCCAAGAUAUUUCUACAUACUACAAAUACUGUCCUCAGUGUGGAGUACUGUACCGGUACCAAGAGUGGAGCGAAGGUCUACACAAUUUCAAUGACCAUGUCCUUCUUGAUCUACCUCUCUGCCUCACUAUUAGAAACCUGUUGCAGGUCCACACUGCUGUCAGCAGAAUAGUUGAGUAUUUGGAGUUAACUACAGGUGUCCAGUUCCCCUCAGCCGAUACAGUUUUUCAUGGUUAUCUUCAUUUUGAAGCUCUAACAAACCAUGAAUAUCAGUAUUCUUGUGUGACCUGUGGUGACCAUCCGCCUGUGGUCAUAAUGGACCUUCACAAGAAGGCAUCUUUUCAUCUGUCAGUGAGUGACCUUGCACAACCUCCAGAAGAUUUUAAUGGAGAUGUGGAUUCAGAACAGUUUUGGAAGGCACUGACAGAGGAAAGAAUUGCCCGUGGAUUUGUUUCAAGUAAGAAAGCUAAGUCCUUACAAUUCAGUGUUCCUCCAAGUUUUCACUUUUGGGCACCCUGGAUAGGGAGAAAAACACGCCGCUCAAACUGUGUUCUUAACACAGAAUUUGAAAAGAUCCGUCCAGCAAAAGCAGCAGAGGUCUCUGAGAUAACUGUCUCAGAGGAUCGUCUGAGAGAUGAGCUCUGCAAACAGAAGGUGCAGGUGAUUAGAAAUUUAUGCAGAGAGUGUGGUUUGGAUGCCACUGGAUCUCGAACUGACCUCCUUUUAAGACUUUCACAAGAAAUGAAGUCACGAGAGGCAUAUGACAAAGUUUUUGAGAAAAUUUGGGCUGCCUCAGGUGGUUGGGCUGUGAUUAUGUGUCCGUGUGGCAUUGUCUACAGUUUGAAAUGCAACAUCCGAGCAGAGAGCCCACGGGAUUUUGCAGACAUGCUUCUUUCAUGGAAGCAUAUGCCGAACAUUGUCAUCUACGACUUUGCACGUGGACUGUCAACCCACACUAACCUAAGACAACCACAAACAAUACCCUUCUCACCAUUUGAAGGGAGGUUAAUGGACCCAACAGCAGAAAACAUUGUGAAAGCCAAAGCUGGAAACGUAAAGGUGUCACUACCCUGGCUGACGUGCAAAAAGAAAAAUCCUGACACUAAUGGCCACCCUAUUACUGGUUCAGCAGAACAUUAUGUUCUGUAUGACCGGUUCCAUGAGGACAACACAAAGGACGCUCGAGAUUCACUGCGGAAGCUUCGCCUGGUCCCGCAACUGGCUGGAAAAGUUAACAGCCAAGUCGUGGAACAGUUAUUUGCAAAACUAAAAAAAAACAACUACUUCCUAAACAUGGCUUUGCUGUCGACUCACGUGUUCCUCAUGCGAAACAUAAUUCACCAUUACAAUAUUCGCAAAAAUGAAGAACGACUUGACCACAUGAAAAAGGAGUUUCAGAACAUAUAA